Molecule: messenger RNA, 1356 nt
Organism: Desarmillaria tabescens
Lineage: Eukaryota; Fungi; Basidiomycota; Agaricomycetes; Agaricales; Physalacriaceae
Exons: 8
Coding region: 1-1356 (451 amino acids)
Biological process (GO): seryl-tRNA aminoacylation
Cellular component (GO): cytosol
Molecular function (GO): tRNA binding; ATP binding; serine-tRNA ligase activity
Source: RefSeq, a predicted model, not a curated record
AUGACGCUCGACUUGCUCAAUUUUAUCGAUAACAAGGGAGGAAAUGCGGAGGAGAUCCGGGAGUCGCAGCGGAAAAGAGGGGAGUCGGUAGAGUUGGUAGACGAGGUAAUUCAGAUGUACACGGACUGGGUGAAGAUGGACUUUGAGGCGAAUGGUCUCAGCAAGCAAGUGAAUGCAGUACAGAAAGAAAUCUCGGCAAAGAAAAAGGCUAAACCGGCAGAUGAACUUGUUGCUCGGAAAAAAGAACUAGACGGACAGGUCGCUGCCAAAAAGGCAGAGACGAAGGAGUUCGAGAUCAAGAUGCGACAAAAAGCGAGUACGGUUGGAAACAUUGUCGGAAAGAAUGUUCCUGUCAGCCAGACGGAAGAUAACAAUGCCAUACUACGAACAUGGCAUCGCGCCGAUGAAAGCGACGAGCCGCCUGUAAGGACCGAUAUUAUGCCCCAUCACGAAGUUUUACUUCGACUAGAUGCUAUGGACCUCGAUCGCGGUGCAAAGAUUGCCGGUCACCGUGGCUACUUCCUAACAAACGACGGCAUCGACUUGAACCAGGCACUCAUAUCAUACGGCCUUGACUUCCUUCGAAAGAAGCAGUACAAGAAAAUUCAGCCCCCCUUCAUGAUGAACAAAGAACAAAUGGCCAAGACUGCUCAGUUGGAUCAGUUCGACGAGGAGCUGUACAAGGUUAUUGCUUCAGACGACGAGAAAUACCUUAUUGCGACCUCAGAACAGCCAAUCUCGGCCUAUCACUCAGAGGAAUGGUUCGAGAGCCCCGACACGCAGCUUCCCAUCAAGUACGCAGGCUACUCGACAUGUUUCCGAAAAGAGGCAGGAUCAGCUGGCCGCGAUAUGUGGGGCAUCUUCCGCGUGCACCAAUUCGAGAAAGUAGAACAGUUUGUCAUCACUGACCCGACAAAGAGCUGGGAAAUGUUCGACCAUAUGAUCGCGAACAGCGAGGAGUUUUACCAGAGCUUGGGAUUGAGGUACAGGGUCGUAGCCAUUGUUUCGGGCGCGUUGAAUCUUGCGGCUGCGCAGAAGUAUGAUUUGGAAGCGUGGUUCCCAUUCCAGAGAGCGUAUAAGGAGCUCGUUUCGUGCUCAAAUUGUACUGAUUACCAGAGCCGGCGAUUAGAAGUUCGUUGUGGGCUCAAGACGAAGGAACAGACGCGUAAGGUGUACGUGCACAUGUUGAAUGGUACACUUUGCGCAACGGAACGAGCUCUUUGCUGUCUCGUCGAGAAUUAUCAGACUCCCGAGGGGCUUGUCAUUCCCGAGGUCUUGAGACCUUAUAUGCAAAGCCGUGAUUUCCUUCCAUUUGUGAAAGAGCUGCCUAAAGGGUUGCAGCGAAAACAAGCAUAG